ACCACUUCAAUUCAUCAAAAUCCAGAGCUCUUUCUCUCUCUAACUCUACACUACGAAGCUUCGUGGAAGCUCACUAUGGCUUCCCACUCCCUCCCUCCAUUUAACCCUCCUCCUUCAUACUCCUUCUCUCAGCCAUCACGCCUCAACUUUCUCGAUCUAUUCAUCUCUAUUAUCGCAUCAUCUCUACGCACUAGCGCUUUUGAACCAUCACCAACACCGAUUACUCCGCCAUGAAGCUCGCCAAAAUCCACAAGCUCUUCAAGACCAAGAAAUCCCCUUCCGUCUCCAGAUCCGACACCGAUCCUCCCUCGUUCAGCUCUCAGGCAACAUCGUCUUCCUCCUCCUCGUCGGAGGACGUAUUUAAGAACCCAAUCGGCUCCACCACGCCCAACAGCGUGCUCCCCUCCACCUCCUCCGGUGAGUGGCCGGAUAUCCCAUCCGACCUUCACCUGGAGCUGAAACAGGCCUUCGAGAUGAUCGAUCGCAACGGCGACGGAAAAAUCGAGAAGGAGGAGCUCGGGCGGCUCCUGCGCCGGAUCGGAGCCGAGCCGCCGAGCCAGGAGGAGCUGAAGCUCAUGCUGAACGAGGUGGACAGCGACGGCGACGGUUGCAUCAGCCUCGAGGAAUUCUACGCUAUCAGCUCGGCGUUCGCGCCGCCCGCGUGUGACGGAGAGAUGAGAGAAACGUUCGACUUCUUCGAUUCGGAUCGCGACGGGAGGAUUACGGCGGAGGAGCUUCUGGAGGUUUUUAAGACGAUCGGCGACGCAGGGUGCACGUUAGAGGAGUGCCGGCGUAUGAUAAGAGAGGUUGAUAGAAACGGGGAUGGGUUCGUGUGCUUCGAGGACUUUACUAGAAUGAUGGACGUGCAGCAAAUAUGAUUAUUGAAAUUUUCAUUUAUAAAUAUAUAAUCCUUUUUUUCAUUUUACCACUUCUUUCCGGGAAACAAAAGAAAAUAAAUUCGUAUAUGAAUUUGCUGCUA
Messenger RNA from Salvia splendens (bonfire salvia), 979 nucleotides. Its product is annotated as probable calcium-binding protein CML36. Gene Ontology annotation, molecular function: calcium ion binding. The transcript has a single exon. The coding region runs from base 231 to 878 and encodes 215 amino acids. The record is from RefSeq and is a predicted model, not a curated record. Lineage: Eukaryota; Viridiplantae; Streptophyta; Magnoliopsida; Lamiales; Lamiaceae.